UCAAGAAGCAGAGACGCGCACGUUUUAUUUUAUUUACAAAAUUUACAUUUAAUUUCCACCGAUUUUUAGCCACAAAUGCUGCAAAAUGGUGGAUAAUAUAACGCUGAAUGUAAAUGUUGGGCCGACGGCCCAGAAAAAAGCACAACAGUUGCCUUCGAAAGCGGUUAAAAAACGUGGACAAAAAUCGGAGAAUUUCGACUUUCAAUUCAAUGCGGAGAAGCCGAAAGUCAAGGCAAUUGUGGUGCGAAGAAGGGCGGUUUCGACAGCCUCAAAAGCUACGAAUCCUACUUCAAAACAAGUGCCCUCAGUUUCCACCGCGAAUUCUUCAGAUUCUUCUACUAAAAAAGAUGAUUUAUCCAGCUCCGAUCUUAUGUUCAAUAUUACGCCCUCGAAAUCAGCUGAAAAAAUCACUUCAGGCGACGAUUUCAUGCUGAAUGUGACCACCAAACCGGUGGUCACCCAGAAAGCGAAGCCAAAAAUCACUAGAGCCGAGCGAUUGGGCAAGAAACAGCGGCAGGGGAAGCCCCUGGCGAAGCUCAGCGAUGAGCAGCUCACGAAGGCAUUGAAAAACCACCGAAAGCCGCAGAAUCCCAAUCAAAUGCCGCGGGCAGGCGACAUUUUCCGGGCCCAAAUGGAAGAGGAGAGGCGGAAAAGAAGGCAGGAGGAAGCUGGAGAGGAUGAGGAGCCAGGAGAACCAGCAUCCGCUAAGAAAGCCACAUCAUCUGAAAAGGAAUCCCCCAAAUCCCUGGAGGAAUCAUCCAAAUCCGACGAAGAAACCCCAGUAGAAGCCCAAAAACCCAGCAAAAAGCAAGGAGAAACCCCUGUAAAUCGCUUUCGCACCAAGAAGAUCGGCCUCUUCGACCAGAGCGACGUGGAGGCCCUCAAGCAGCUGGGCCAGCGGGCGGUGAAGCCCGUCAAGGAGACCAUCUUCACGGGCACGAAGAUAUCCACCCUGGGACUGCAUCCCCAUGCGGUGAAAAAUUUAGAGGACCUGCUGAGCAUCCGUGAGCUGACCAGCGUGCAGCAGAAGGCGAUACCCGAGGUGCUGCAGGGCAGGGAUGUGCUGGUGCGUUCGCAAACGGGCUCUGGAAAGACUCUGGCCUACGCUCUGCCGCUGGUAGAACUCCUGCAAAAGCAGGAGCCCAAGAUUCAGCGCAAGGACGGCGUGCUGGCCCUGGUUAUCGUGCCCACGCGGGAGCUCGUGAUCCAGACGUACGAACUCAUCCAGAAGCUGGUCAAACCCUUCACCUGGAUCGUGCCCGGCUCUUUGCUGGGCGGCGAGAGCCGGAAGAGCGAAAAGGCGCGCCUGCGCAAGGGCAUCAACAUACUGAUCGGCACGCCGGGUCGUCUGGUGGAUCACCUGCUGCACACCGCCAACUUCAAGCUCACGAAGCUACAGUUCCUCAUCCUCGACGAGGCCGAUCGCCUGCUGGAGCUGGGCUACGAGCGCGAUGUCAAGCAGCUGGUGGAGGCCAUCGACAAGCAGCGGGCGGAGAGCGAGCAGAAGGAUGAUCUUCCCCAGCUGCAGAGGAUGCUGCUGAGUGCCACCUUGACUUCGCAGGUCCAACAGCUGGCGGGUUUGACCCUGAAGAAUCCCCUCUACAUCGACAACAGCGAUGAGGCGGCCAGCUUGGCCCUGAAAUCCAAGGAUGGCUACCAAAAGGAGACCAUUGAGGCUCUACUAGAGGUGGAGGAGGAUGGACUAGGCGAAUACCAGGAGGAUGUGACUGGGGUGCUCAGCAUUCCCGAGAAUCUGCAGCUCAGCUAUGUGGUGGUGCCGCCCAAGCUGCGCCUGGUGGCCCUGUCCUCGCUGCUCUCCAAGGAACUGGACGCCAGUCCCAAGCAGUUCAAGGCCAUCGUCUUUAUGAGCACCACGGAGAUGGUGAACUUCCACCACGACAUGCUGAACGAGGCGUUGACCAGGAGAGUGCUCGACGAGGAGGAUGAGCAGGAGGAGGGGGAUUCGGAGGACGACGGGGAGACGCCGCUGCUGCAGGGACUGCGCUUCUUCAAAUUGCAUGGCUCCAUGACUCAAACCGAGCGACAGGGCGUCUUUCGAGGAUUUCGGGACUGCGCCAGCUGCGUCCUCCUGGCCACCGAUGUGGUGGGUCGUGGCAUCGAUGUGCCGGACAUUAAGCUCGUGGUGCAGUACACUCCGCCGCAGACCACCGCCGACUUUGUGCAUCGCGUGGGCCGAACGGCGAGGGCGGGACGAAGGGGCAGGGCCGUGCUGUUCCUGGCGCCCAGCGAGGCGCAGUUCGUGCGGCAUCUGGAGAAGAAGCGCAUACGCAUCCAGCAGGGCGACAUGUACGCCUAUCUGCAGACCCUGCUGCCCAAGGACGACGAGGCGAGGACCGUGCAGGAGGCGGCCUCCAAUCUGCAGCACAAGUUCCAGACGCUGCUCGAGGAUGAUCGCGAGCUGCACGACAAGUCCUGCAAAGCCUUUGUGUCCUGGAUGAAGUUCUACUCGACGUUUCCCAAGGAGCUGAAGCCCAUCUUCAAUGUGCGCAUCGCCCACAUGGGCCACUUUGCCAAGAGUUUUGCGCUGAAGGAGGCGCCCUCCAAGUUCGCCGCCCAGCAUGCCGCCCCCAAGGCGGCCCCGCCCACCAACCGACUGACCUACACGGAAAGAGAUCCCGAGAAGAUUCAGGCCCAGAAGCGGGCCAAGCGGCGCUUCACGACGACGGUCAGCGGGGAGGUGCGUCAGCUGCAGCAGCGGGAUGGAGCGCAGGCCGGGAAGCCCGGAGCGCCGGGAUCGAGGGGAGGCUUCCAGGGCGGCGGAGUGGGUCGCAGCAGCUUCAUGAAGAGCCUGGGCAAGUCGAGGGCCCUGAAUAUGUCCGAGUUCGACAGUGGAUUGCCGCCGGAGGGACCCGCCAAGCGGCGAAAGCAGGCGUAGGAGGUGGAAUUCAGCUGGAGGAGAUUAGAGGAGGAGGAGAACGGAGAAGGAGCACUUUGCGGCACUUUAUGCGCGCCAUUUUGCCUGUCCGCUGUGCCUGCUCAAGCAUUUAAUCGAAAAGAAAAUUGCUCCAUAUAUAUAUAUACUAUAUGUACAGCCGAGUGAAAAUCUAGGAAAAU
Messenger RNA from Drosophila takahashii, 3075 nucleotides. Its product is annotated as probable ATP-dependent RNA helicase CG8611. Lineage: Eukaryota; Metazoa; Arthropoda; Insecta; Diptera; Drosophilidae. Gene Ontology annotation, cellular component: nucleus. The record is from RefSeq and is a predicted model, not a curated record. Gene Ontology annotation, molecular function: nucleic acid binding; ATP binding. Gene Ontology annotation, biological process: ribosome biogenesis.